Drosophila montana is the source of this 1367-nucleotide messenger RNA. RefSeq lists its product as uncharacterized. Lineage: Eukaryota; Metazoa; Arthropoda; Insecta; Diptera; Drosophilidae. Bases 16 to 1269 code for a protein of 417 amino acids. The record is from RefSeq and is a predicted model, not a curated record. The transcript is spliced from 3 exons.
UAACUGCCAGCAUCCAUGGAACUGCUCAGCUUGGAGGAAUGUCGCUUGGUAGCAUUACGUACGCUUCACCUGGAAACAGACGAUGAUAAUUUGGUUUUAUUGGAGCGACAACUCGAUGCGGGCUCGAAUGAUCUAAUGGGCUACAUGGGCGAGUACUAUAAGCUGCGCUUGGAAUUGGAAGACACAAGAACUAACUCCAAACAUCAUUUGCAAUACUUUGUUAAGAGUAUACCCUACAAAAAUCCACCGCAAAGAGCCGAAUGUGAACGAAAAGGGGUCUUUCGCAAGGAAACGGCCAUCUACAGGCAACUGCUGCCCAAUAUACAGAGAUAUGCAAGCCGAAAGCUCUUCCCGCAGUGCUAUUACAGUCGAGACGACAUAAUGGUGCUGGAGGAUCUCACGCCGCUCUAUCGACAUCUAAAACCCACGGAGUGCUACAUUUUCGAACAUUAUAAAUUGGUGCUGGAACAUUUGGCUGCUCUUCACGCUGCAAGCAUUGCCUGGGAGGAGGUCGAACAAUUUAAUAUUGGCGAUCGCUACAAGAAUGUGUUCAACGAGCUGCUUAUGAACAUGCAAAACGAGUGGUUUAUCACAGGCUUAAAGGGCAUCGUUUUCUUAGCAGCACGACAUGAAAAAUACCAAACGGACAAAGCCCAACGAUUCAUCAGGGAAAAACUUUACCAGCUGCUGACCAAAUCGGAACAUCUAGUAGAACCCUCGAAAACCAUUCGAAAUGUGCUCUGUCAUCGAGAUACUUGGGAUCGUAAUAUACUGUUUGGUUUCGCCAACAAGGAUGACAGCUUGCCCAGCUCCUGUUGCAUUGUGGACUUCCAGUUGACCGAGUAUUGCUCCCCCACAUUGGAUGUGCUCUUCGUGCUCUAUAUACUCGUGCCCUCGGUCAGUGAGAGACGUGAGAUUUAUGAGCAGGCACUGGAGCAUUAUUAUGAUUGUCUUCAAUCCGAAUUUGUGCGACUUGGCCUACCCGUUGGUCUGAUUAGCAAGGAGAACUUUAUGGAGGAUUGCCAACGCACACGCCUGUUUGGUUUGAUAGUUAAAGCUUUAACCGAGCCACAGACAAAGAUGUCGGCGAGCAUAUCCAACAAAUUGCGCGCGGAAGAGCCCGAGAAAUUCGACUCUUACCUUAACUGUGAUCGUAGCGAAAUGUAUCUGAGAGUGAUGCAGAUGCAGCCGGACUACGAAGAAACGAUAAUGAAGCCCAUCGAGGAGCUAGUUGAUUAUCUGAUUGAGCACGAGAGCCUGUACACCUAAGUAGAUGGGUUCCUUUAUAUUCUCGUUGUUAAGAACUCGUAAUAGCUGUUAUAGAAAUCUGUUACGACAGAAGUAAAGUUCACUUGCAUUAUCCAAAA